Molecule: messenger RNA, 1542 nt
Organism: Dendrobium catenatum
Lineage: Eukaryota; Viridiplantae; Streptophyta; Magnoliopsida; Asparagales; Orchidaceae
Exons: 4
Coding region: 1-1542 (513 amino acids)
Source: RefSeq, a predicted model, not a curated record
AUGCCUUACAUUAUCCAUCCAUCUCAAACGGGGUUUAUUAAAGAUAGAUCUAUUUCUGAAAACUUUAUUCUUGCAAUGGAACUGCUGGGGGAUUUUAAUCAGAAAGCUUCAAAUAAAUUCUUUUGUGCUAAGUUUGAUAUCCACAAAGCUUUUGACUCGGUAUCCAGAGAAUUUAUCCUGAAUCGUAUGAUUGCGAAAGGUUUUCCUCCAAUUUUUAUUUCUUGGAUUAAAAACUGUAUUACUGAUAUCUAUUUCUCAAUCGCAAUUAAUGUGGCAUUGGAAGGUUAUUUUAGCUCUUCUUCAGGCCUGAGGCAAGGAUGUCCGCUUUCACUCUAUCUCUUCAGCAUUGCCAUGGAUGGUCUCUCUUCUUCAUUUGAGGAUGCUAUCUCUGCUGGUACCUUCCUUGAUGACCUGCUUGUUUUUGGCAAGUCUACCACUGAUAAUGCUCAAUCUCUCAUGAACUUGCUUUCCUCUUUUGCUGAUCUUUCGGGGCUCAAAGUAAAUCCUGAGAAAAGCCUUGCUUUUUUCUCUAAAUAUGCAACUGAUGUUAAUGAGAUUUGUGGGAUUCUUAAUAUCCCGCAAGCUCAUAGCCCAAUCACAUACCUUGGUCUUCCCAUUUUUACCAGAAAACUUUGCAAGGCUGACUUCCAGCCUCUGAUGAAUAAGCUAUAUGGACUUCUGGAUGGUUGGAAGGCUAAAUUACUAUCAUUUGCGGGUAGAAUACAAUACAUGAAAUUUACUAUUUGCAAUACCCUUGCAUAUUGGAUUAGAGGAGCGAUUAUACCUAAAUCUUGCUGUAAGGCUAUCAAUAAAUUAUGCUCAAGGUUCCUUUUCUUUGGGGACAUCACCAAGAGGAAGCUUCACUUAGUUUCUUGGAGAGACACCUGCUCUCCAAAAGAUUAUGGCGGUCUGGGUAUUUUAUUUGAUUGGUGGAGGAACAAAUAUUUAUCCCUCUGGAAACCUUUGCCCCAACGGACAUCUGUACACUGGAAAUUCAUUUGUGGAGUUGCUAAUUCUGUGAAAACUAUGCUUAAGCUCUCUGUCACUGAUAAUUCUAAGCUUUCCUUCUUUUGGGACCCUUGGUGCAGUGGUAGAUCAAUUUAUGACCUCUCUCUGGAGUAUAACGAUCUGCCUCUAAACUCUCCUACCUCCUCUUUUGAAACUAACAAGUUUUUGCUUAACGGUCACUGGAACAUUCCCAGGGAUCUUAAUCCGGCUAUUAUCUCGGCUAUUACUUCUAUUCCCAUUACGGAUAAAUCGGUUUGCUGCUGGAACCAGCUGGAUAAACCUACCUUUAAGGUUUUCUUGAGGAAUUUUUAUGUGGGCUAUUCUGAAACUAGCUGGCAUCAUUACAUUUGGCAUAAAAUUUAUGCCCUUCGUUUCUCUGCACAUUCCUGGUUGGCUUUUUGUAAUGGGCUCAAGACCGCUGAUGCGUUGUUGCGACGUGGAUAUGCUGUUUUGAAGGACUAUGAUGAAUGCAACCUUCUUUUCUUCCCCUUGGACGGCCAUUUCGGCAAUCAGGGGAACCAGUCAUCCGUCUGA